GCACCACCGCCGCCGCCGCCCCGGGAGCUGCUCCGGCCGCACCAUGCGGGAGCUGGCCAUCGAGAUCGGGGUCCGAGCCCUGCUCUUCGGGGUCUUCGUUUUCACGGAGUUUUUGGACCCAUUCCAGAGAGUCAUCCAGCCAGAAGAGAUCUGGCUCUACAAAAAUCCUUUGGUGCAGUCUGACAACAUACCUACCCGCCUCAUGUUUGCAAUUUCUUUCCUCACACCCCUGGCUGUUAUUUGUGUGGUGAAAAUUAUCCGGCGAACAGACAAGACUGAAAUUAAGGAAGCCUUCUUAGCGGUGUCCUUGGCUCUUGCUCUGAAUGGAGUCUGCACAAACACUAUUAAGUUAAUAGUGGGAAGACCUCGCCCCGAUUUCUUUUACCGCUGCUUUCCAGAUGGAGUGAUGAACUCGGAAAUGCACUGCACGGGUGACCCUGACCUGGUGUCCGAGGGCCGUAAAAGCUUCCCCAGCAUCCAUUCCUCCUUUGCCUUUUCUGGCCUGGGCUUCACGACGUUCUACUUGGCUGGCAAGCUGCACUGCUUCACCGAGAGUGGGCGGGGGAAGAGCUGGCGGCUCUGUGCCGCCAUCUUGCCCCUGUACUGCGCCAUGAUGAUUGCCCUGUCCCGUAUGUGUGACUACAAGCAUCACUGGCAAGAUUCAUUUGUCGGUGGAGUCAUUGGCCUCAUUUUUGCCUACAUCUGCUACAGACAGCACUACCCCCCUCUGGCCAACACAGCUUGUCACAAACCCUACGUCAGCCUCCGGGUCCCGACGUCGCUGAAGAAGGACGAGCGGCCCACCGCUGACAGUGCGCCCAGCAUGCCUCUGGAGGGCAUCACCGAAGGCCCCGUAUGACCAGGGUCUCCGGGGGACGGACGCUGAGCCCGGGGCAUGCUCUCCCGCCCCGCACCCUCACGCAGUAGAAGAGGUUUUUCUGUAGCGUGUUUCUCAUCCGUUGUUUCUCCAAGUUUUCCUUCUGCUUCCAUUUUGCUGGUGGUAUUCCUGCUACUUUAAAUGUGUCUUCUCAACUUUCCCGAAAUUGCAAAGGGGGGACGCAGGGAGAAUCUGUGAGAGACCUAGGGAAGGAGGCCGCAGAGACAGGGCGGGUGCGAUGCGGUCCGUUCCUUUAUCUGAAAUGUUCGCUGUAACCACCACCGUCCUGUGUUUUCAUGGUCGUAAAACCUAAUAAAACCUCCCACUUGGAAGACACGG
Molecule: messenger RNA, 1216 nt
Organism: Neogale vison (American mink)
Lineage: Eukaryota; Metazoa; Chordata; Mammalia; Carnivora; Mustelidae
Gene: PLPP4
Product: phospholipid phosphatase 4
Exons: 7
Coding region: 44-859 (271 amino acids)
Biological process (GO): phospholipid metabolic process
Molecular function (GO): phosphatidate phosphatase activity
Source: RefSeq, a predicted model, not a curated record